AUUUGAAUAUCUUUUCAGGCGAUCUCUUCUCUUAUAUGAAAUAAAUACUAAACUUAUUGUCAAUUGAAUCGAAAUUUACGUCUUAUUUAUUAGAAAGCAUUUCAGUGUUUAAUCCGUAAUAAAGGCAAUGCAACACCAAAUGGAAAGCCGUAAAAACUUUAACCCCCCGGCGGCCAACACGGCUAACUAUGAGAAUGGCCCUAAAGUUUCCUACGAUUUCUACUUCAAAAUAUUCGGGCUUAUAUCAACGGGUCUGGACUUUGGACAGAGAUAUGGUCCCAUAAAACAGGACAGGACUUCAGCCAACCUUAAGAGACUUUAUUGUCAACUAAUUUGUGCCAUUUUAUGGUUCUUCGCCAUCCGAUCGUUUGUU
Oppiella nova is the source of this 373-nucleotide messenger RNA. The record is from the annotation of a GenBank genome assembly. Lineage: Eukaryota; Metazoa; Arthropoda; Arachnida; Sarcoptiformes; Oppiidae.